GUAUAAAAAAUGAAUGCUCCACUGUAAAUCCUCGACAGCGGCGUAGUCAAACCACAGCCCCAACCAACAACACUCGUCACCUCUCCUCUCCUCUCCUAUCUUAUCUCCGAGCCACUGUAACGGUCCUAUCAAUACGCACGCACACAAAUGGUCCGGACAAAAUCGACAGUCACGCACAUCCCCAUCUAUCCCCUUAUUCUCACAACGGCCUCCAGAAAUACCCACAAAAACAAAAACAAAAACAAACAUGAUCAAUCUUAUCCACCCGAGAAAAGGAAAGAAUUCAAACAAAAUUUUCUAACCAAUUGCCUACGGGCAAGAGUCCCUCCAUGUCUCAGAUCCUACGAAUUCCGCUGA
Molecule: messenger RNA, 357 nt
Organism: Periconia digitata
Lineage: Eukaryota; Fungi; Ascomycota; Dothideomycetes; Pleosporales; Periconiaceae
Source: the annotation of a GenBank genome assembly